GAUACACAAAGAACUUUUCUUCCCACCUGUUCAGAACUGACAGUGCCAUACCAAAUGAUUUAGUCUGGACUGUGCAAACACCCACCGAUGGCUGGGCUGCUGUAACCAUGGAGUGCUCUGCAGCUGGGUCCCUCUUCCUUCCUCUCUGUCUAGGCAGAUUCUCCUGUACCCUGAUUGGAACAGCAGACGUUUCUGCUCAGGUUGGAAGUGUGUAGACAUCCUUGUGGUUCUCCUGCAUCCCCUGGGUCAGCUUGAGCUCUUUGGCAUAAUUUCAUUCCACAAGCAACACAACUCAUCUUAGUUUAAAAGCAAAACAGAGAGAAGCAUAAUUGAAUGUAGCAGUCCUCGGGAUUUGCUAAAAUGCUAAAUGAGGGGCCCGCGUUUUUAAGAGCACAUUCCAGGGGAAAUUCUGAAAUUGCAAGCUGCAGCCCUUUCUCUUCGUGCUUGGUUUGGCUGAUUUCCAAAGCACCGAGGCCAGCAAUUGAGGGACUGAAAUAUAAUCGGUGGCAAUACAUUUGUACCACAUGAAACCUUCUCUGCCUCUGAAGGCUCCAGUGGCUGACGGAAGAAGCACAUCAGCAACAGCUCCGGCUGCUACACUCUGCAAGGAGGGAGAAUUGGAUCACAAUGUCCCAGCAGAAGUGCAUUGUGAUCUUUGCCCUGGUCUGCUGCUUUGCCAUUCUAGUUGCAUUGAUAUUUUCAGCCGUGGACAUCAUGGGAGAGGAUGAAGAUGGACUCUCAGAAAAAAAUUGUCAAAAUAAAUGUCGGUAAGAGAAUUGCCCUGGUGGAAAAUAUUCCUGAAGGCCUUAACUAUUCAGAAAAUGCACCAUUUCACUUAUCACUUUUCCAAGGCUGGAUGAAUUUACUCAACAUGGCCAAAAAGUCUGUUGACAUAGUAUCUUCCCAUUGGGAUCUCAACCACACUCAUCCAUCAGCAUGUCAGGGCCAACGUCUUUUUGAAAAACUGCUCCAGCUGACUUCGCAAAAUAUUGAAAUCAAGCUAGUGAGUGAUGUGACAGCUGAUUCAAAGGUAUUAGAAGCCUUGAAAUUAAAGGGAGCUGAGGUGACCUACAUGAACAUGACUGCCUACAACAAGGGCCGGCUGCAGUCCUCCUUCUGGAUUGUGGACAAACAACACGUUUAUAUUGGCAGUGCCGGUUUGGACUGGCGAUCCCUGGGACAGAUGAAAGAGCUUGGUGUCAUCUUCUACAACUGCAGCUGCCUGGUCCUAGAUUUACAAAGGAUAUUUGCUUUAUAUAGUUCAUUAAAAUUCAAAAGCAGAGUACCUCAGACCUGGUCCAAGAGGCUCUAUGGAGUCUACGACAAUGAAAAGAAAUUGCAACUUCAGCUGAACGACACCAAAUCUCAAGCAUUUGUGUCGAAUUCUCCCAAACUUUUUUGCCCUAAAAACAGAAGUUUUGACAUAGAUGCCAUCUACAGCGUGAUAGAUGACGCCAAACAGUACGUGUACAUUGCUGUCAUGGACUACCUGCCUAUCUCCAGCACAAGCACCAAAAGGACUUACUGGCCAGACCUGGAUGGAAAAAUAAGAGAAGCAUUAGUUUUACGAAGUGUUAAAGUUCGACUUCUUAUAAGCUUCUGGAAGGAAACUGAUCCCCUCACAUUUAACUUUAUUUCAUCUCUUAAAGCUAUUUGCACAGAAAUAGCCAACUGCAGUUUGAAAGUUAAAUUUUUUGAUCUGGAAAGAGAGAAUGCUUGUGCAACAAAAGAACAAAAGAAUCACACCUUUCCUAAAUUAAAUCGUAACAAGUACAUGGUGACAGAUGGAGCAGCUUAUAUUGGAAAUUUUGACUGGGUAGGGAAUGAUUUUACCCAGAAUGCUGGCACAGGCCUUGUUAUCAACCAGGCAGAUGUGCGGAACAACAGAAGCAUCAUUAAGCAACUUAAAGAUGUGUUUGAAAGGGACUGGUAUUCACCUUACGCCAAAACCUUACAGCCAACCAAACAGCCGAACUGUUCAAGCCUCUUCAAGCUCUCACACCCCUCCAACAAAACUGCCACACACAAUACCAGCGGGAAGGAGCCCUUGAGCGCAUAGCAGAGUGAACAACAACAGUUCCGUACUUCGUAUUUAUACAUAAAGGACUCGAGGAGAGAAAGACAAUUUAAUAUGUCUUUUUUUUUUUUUAGGGAAAAAAAAAAGCACACUUAUAAAAAAAAUGUUCUCUGAACGACGUGUACUCUCUAGCUAACAGUAUCUUAGCACCAUGUAUACUAAAAUCAAGACUUUUGUAUUUGUUACUUCUGACAGAGAAUGUCCUUCUGGCUUAGAAGUUAGUUUUUAUGUUUGCCUAUGGAUUUUAAGACUUGGAUUCCUGUUUCCUGUUCCUGUCUGGGUUUUAGAGCUUUUUCUGCCAACCCACCUGGUCGGUUCUUAGCAUGAGGUGAGCUCUUUGCUUUCACACCAUUCUGAGCACUGCUGAUCUGGAGAGGAAGGUGAAGAUUUCACCUAGGAGAAAAGACUGAUCAAACCAAGAAUUUAUUCUUGAAAACCGUCUCCCAGCCCAAUCCAGUCACCUGAGCAUGAAGAGAUUCCAUCUCAUGCCAGCCUUCAAUAGCCCUGAAAAAUACCUUUUUUUGUCUGCUUGCUCAUUGUCUUCUAAUACCGUAGGUUUAAUUAGUAUCAUUUUCUUUCUCUUCUCACAAAAUGUUCUUAUUACAUAGUGUUCCUCUAUUCACCUCAAUAUUAAUUCCAAGUAUGAUAACAUCUUUUGAAAAUGUAUGAUUCCCUUAAAAUGCAUACAAAAUGGAAAUAGCAGUCUUUAAUUUUCACCUUUCAACUGCAUUCUUUUCCCCUACCGAAUUGCUUAUUUUAAAACCACAGCCAGCAAUAUGUAUCCUUUCUCUUAAGCUCAGAAAAAAAAAAAAAAGAUAUAGCCACCUGCUAAUAUUCAGUAAGCUAUUAAGUCUGCAUUUUGAGAACAAAGUAGUUUUUCAACAUUUUUGUUUAGUUUAUGGUAUUAUAAAGGAAAGGUCUCUCUGCGCCAGUGGAUUUUAAUUUCUUUAGAAUCAUUAUGCUGUUAAGAGUAUGCCAGCAAACGUUUAUAGAGCUAUUUAAUAUACCUUCUGCUAUUUAAUAUACCAAAUGCUUUUCAGAGAAAUGCAAUUUAAAUACUGUGCGUAACAUAUUUUACUAAGAAACAGAAAUAUUGGAUUAUUGUUCUAUAAUGUCAUUGUGUGUUGGUGUUUUAUAUCUAUACAAUAUAUAACCAUGUAUUAAUGGAGACUGUUGCUACACAAGAGAGAGGGAUGGUCUCUUCAGAGCCCAGAGGGGGUAGCCAGGAUGCCCGCGCCCAGUGUGGCUCCUGACUCCAUGACUCAGAACAGAGUCCUUCACCCCCUGGCCUCUGGUUUUUCUAUUGCUAAUGUAGAGACAGUGAUACUCACCUACCUCGCAAGAAUGUUGUCAUGGUAGGAGAUAUUUAUAACUUGUUUUGAAAUCAAAAGAACAUAUAUAAAUGCUAAGCAUUAUAACAUAUAAUCUUUUUCUUGAAAUAAUCUUUGUGGUAUCCUGGUAGAAUCAGUAACAGGUCCUCCCCUAGAACCCAGAAGGGAAAAGAAAUCCACUGCUUCCAGUCACGAAUGUGGAUGACAAGAAUGCAGCCGCACAAAAGCCCUGGUAGAGAUCUGGAUUGUUAACAUCUUGAGGGACCAUUUUUCUCUGGUCACCUUGGCAUAAAUAAUAUCAACACAAAACCAGAUGUUAGCUAGGGAUUGUUUUUUAGGACCAGCAUAUAAUUCGUGGGUUUUCAGAGCGAGGACAAGCAAUUUCAUUUAUUCUUUCUCAUUUCUAGAGACUUGGUUGUAAAUAUGCCAAAAGACUGAAGGAGGAACCAAUGGAUCUCUUCUAGUGGGUUCACUUAAUGUAGAAUGGCUGCUUUCCUUUCUUAAUGUUUCCAAGUACUGCUUCACUGGAUAUUUUACCGGUCAAGAGAACUAGACGGGAGCUGUGUUUUUAAGGGUAACGUGUUCUUAUGACUGAUUGGGGUAUUCUAAAUGGAAUUAUUCAUCAAUAAUGGCCAACCUAUAAGACUAUAAAAAUAUUUACCAUAUCCCCAAUCCUUGAGUUGGGAGUUAUCCUGCCAGUCAUUCAAAUAUAGGUGGCUUUGGCGAUCGUUUUAAAAAGAAAGAAAGCAGAGAGUAAAGGUAGAAUGAAACAAAUUUACCAAGUGUGUCCUUGGACAAACAGAAGUCACCUGGUUGAGUUUGAAAAGGAAAUCCAAAUGGAAAAAUAUAGUUGCUUCCUUAUGGUUCCCAAGGGGUCUCCCGGGAGGUAUUUCUCCACAGUCACUGGACAAGGGUAGGCUUAGUGUCAUGCCCCCGCCCCUCACUGCCAUUGUCUUUUGUGUGCAUGUGGCAGGAAAAGAGAAUGUCAUCUUUUAUAAAAUAACUAUCAUUGCCAUUUCCUCUGAACCCCAUCAAACAUGGCAGUGCUGGGAGCUGUAUCCCAGCAUCCUCUGCCCUGUGCCACCAGCAGCAGAGUUCUUCUUGACACAGCCACCCACCUCAUCAGCGUGGUCAGGGCAGCAACAGCACAGGCAAGAACACUGACUCCAGGAGACAACACUGACCUUCUGUGGCAUACAGGAAAAUGGGCCCUGUGCAGAGUGUCACAUAUGAGUCCAUGUCUCCACAGAGAACAUUCCAUUCUUCAGAACUUUCUCUUUCAUUGGGAUGUUGAAUCUACCCCUCUAGACGUAGCCUUCCUCUCUUUUAGACUUCUUCUGUGUGACAUAGACUUCCUUUUCUCUCACUCCCAAACAUCCCAGGAAAUAUUUCUCAAAAUGAAAAAAAAAAACACAAAUCAAAAACUUAAUUUGAGACUAUCUGGUGAAUGUCCAUGUGGGAAAUUCUAAGGAGGGUGACUAUUCACCUUCAUCUUUUUUGUCUCCAUCUUUGGAAUUAUUUUCCAAGUGUUGGGAACCAAACAAUUUGAGAUUCUAGUUUAGAUUUCUCUUUUGCUAAUAUGAACCUAGUGCCUUAUUUACUCUCAAGCAUUGAUUUCAAAGAACAAUAACCCACUACACAAGAACGUUUCUGCCUACUCUGGAGUACAAUAAGGACUUCUGAUGAGACGACAGGUUGAAAACUUGCAUGUGAGCCUCAGUGGUUUUCAGGCAGCCUGCUCUCUUCCCAAGCCACAUAACGUUUAUCAUCCCCGAGUCAAAUCAUUGACAUUAUUCACUCUCAAAUGUCCACUACAUUGUCACUGGCCACUCUCAUAUCAAAUAAUUGAAUCACAGCUUAUCACUUCAUGAGAGAGGAAGUGGGACAUUCUGAGAUUGUAUCUAGGCUCUGUAAACACCACCCUCUGGAUACCCCAAAAUGAUCAAAGUGAGACAUGCUGAAAAUGUCCCCAUGAGUCUUUAAGGAAACUUGUAAAGAGAUGCUUCAUAGACUUCCAAGGUCCUGAGGAACAUAGGAUGAAAACUGGUGUCUACAGAAAGUCAAAGCAGGCUCAGUGAAAAAAAUGAAAUGUCUGUGGGAAACCUCAGCAUUUGUGUAGCUCUGAGCAUCACGUUUUUCCCUGAAUCUGGGCUGUGGUUUCGCUCUUAGUAAAGAUGUUUCAGAUCACAUUUCUGGUUGAUCUUACCCUUUGAAAAACAUGUUUUAUUAAUGCAGUUACUGGUUUAUUCAAGUGCCUCAAUGAACCUGGGACUGAACAGCUCAUUUCCCGCCAGACUGCAGUUAUUCUCAAGUGACUUCGAUUUGUUCGGAGAUUUUUGUUUGUUUGUAGAAACUUCUAUUGAACUAAAUUCCAGGGGAAAAAAAAAUAAAAAGACUAUAAGAAUUUCUUGAUAGGAUCAGAUCUAGGGUCCGUUUUUUCUCAGGAAUUCUGUCCUAGAAUAUGUCAUUUUUUUCCAUAUGCAUGAUCAUUUGUAUGCAUUUUUGUGUCCAGAAUUCAUUCCAUUAUUUUUAUGCUUAGGGAAUGUAAAAAGCUGCCUUUACUUGCAAUAGAACAGUCAUCUCCUGUAAUGAACGAUACUUUGCCAUUGGUUAUUCAAAUUCAGUCUCCUAUAAACAGCUCCAUAUAUUGUGCACAGAUGUUCAAUUCUAUUUUUUUUCCUGUACUUAUUCCCAAUGAAUUGGUGCAUUUUAUUAUAAACCUUUUAAAGAAGAAAUGAAUAUAACUUCCAUAUGGUCUAAGGUAGAUUGGAUAAAUGAAUCUAUAUUCAAUAUUUUCCAUUUGCUAUUAAUUAGCAUCUUUUCCUUUUAUUUAUUGUUAACCAAAUACGUGCUUACCAUUUUUUUUUAACUUAUUGACUUAAGAUGAUGGAGAUUUUGUAAUAGCCCUGAAGUCAACCCUAUUUGACAACCUACCUUUCCCAUUUGAGAAAAUUUCCAUCUUUGGCAGAAUUAUGAAGAUAUUGCCUUUUGUGGUGACUAGAUAGGUAUCCAUCAGAAGUUUCUUAAAACUAUAAAAACUGAAUUUUCAUAUUUUGACACAUUAGCAGUCUUGUAGUUACAGAGUUCUAAAAGUUCACUGAUUACUUUUUGGCAAUGUAACAAAAAGGAAUGCAAGAUGUAAUAGGUUAUUCAUUUUCUUUUGCUGUGUUUGACUGCUAAACUUCCAUUUCUGUUACAAAGGAUUAAAAAUUCAAGAUUUUUAAUGUACCUUUCUUUAAAUAGGAUAAACUUGUACCCAGGUAUAGCUACAUUAUUAACCUUCAGGUCCCUAAAUAAAUUGUUGUGAUGAAAAGCUGAAUUGGUGGGGCAGGAAAUCAUUAAAAUUAUGAAACCUUUACCAAAUGCUCAUGUUUUAUCAGAAGUACGUAUUUUAUGGCUUUUUCACACUGUCAGAUGCGGGCAUACAUUUUUGUCUCAGUUUGAUCUCAGAAACGAAUCAGCUUCUCCCACUAUUCUACAUGAUGAAUAAGGUAAAUGCAACUGAUCCAAUAGGCUAAAGGCCCACUGUUUUGUAUAUUCACCCACCCAACAUCUUUGUAACACUACUCCUAUCUCUUUAAAAAAAGAAAGAAAGAAAGGUUCAUUCCUAGUAUGUGUUGAUUUGGGGUAAAUAAGUGAUCAUGUUUUAGUGAAGAAACAAUUCUAGAGACCAUGCUCUGUACUCUUUCGCGGCAGCUAGUUCUGUUGCGUCACAUACUAAUCCAUCACACUCUCUUCUAUCUAUACCUAAAUUCAAAUACACCUGUGUCUUCUUAGCAAAUACAGUGUGUUUUGGUUUUCUCCCUGUGCCUCACUCAUGCUAGGCACACACUCUACCACUGAGCGAUGCCCCUAGACCCCAGCAAAACCAUUUUGAACCUGAGGUUUAGACCUUACCUUGAAAGACAUCUAAACUAACUCCUCCAAAUGCACAAAUUUCCUUCCCACCUGGCCACUUAGAAGUUAUGGGCAUACUCCAGUCAAACAAUUUGGAACGCUUAAUACACAGUGCCUUUCACAAAAUCCACAUGGGAUAAAAUUUAGUUGAUUUGCUAAAGUAAUUUGGAUUUGAGGAAAAGACUUAAUCUCUGAAUCAAAGACAAAAACAAUCUGAAGAAGCAUUUUUUUAAAUUGUCUUUUGAAAGUUUAGCAAAACCUUAAUAAAGUGGACUUUCUGAAUCUAUAUUCGUCAAUACUAAUUAUUUAAUUUCAUUGGCAGUUUCUGAGACCAAUAAUUUUAUGUUUGUUUGUUUGGGAAAAUAGUUUUAUGAGAAAAUAGUUUUAUGAGACAACUUUGUGCAAGGAGUCCAAUUCAGUAUUAGUAAAUAUGAAGAUUAUUUGUGAUUUAUUUUUAUUUCGUACAAGAGAAAAUUAGUAAGGCAUAAUUCUCUUUUUGUAAAAUGGAUGUCUGGCUCUUAAGCCCAUUCCUUUGGCCUCAUGUAUGUAGAAAAAUGAAUUACUUUAUGGACUGCACUAUUUUCCAUUGGUGUAAAAUUCUAAACAAACAACAACAACAAAAACAGACAAACCCAGUUUCUAAUUUAGAGUGUUCUUGUUUAGGUACAUAACCAAUCUUGGGAAUAUGACUUGAAUUUCCAGGAUUAAAAAUGUUGAAAUUCUCUAUAGCCUACCAAUAUAAAUGAAAGAUGAAAAAAUUUUAAAGACAACUCAGAAAAUAUGAUCCAACAAUAUUCAUGUGAAUCAGAGCUUCAUCUACAAUUUCACUUGUUUUUAUUGAAAAGAGGAUUUUCUACCUCUUUAGAAAGUGCGUGUUAUAAAAGGCAACAAUCAAAAAAAUGCAAUAAAAGAAAGGCAGCACUGUAGUUUCAGAUAAGUUAUGGUAUUGACAGAGUACUUUAAAACCCUGUGUGGGAAAGUUUCAUUAAGCAACAAAAGCUGUUUUGUCCCUAGCAAUAAAGCUAUAUGUUAUUAUCUAUAUUUCAUGGGUGGCUUUAUAAUUUUCCUGAUGUCCUGGAAAGACCAGUUCCGUAGUUCUUAUAUAAGCAAAUCUUGUUUUCUGUCAUGAAAGCUCUCCAUGCCGGCCAUACCAUUUGCACCAAGGUUCAAUACAUUAUUCAAAGUGACUCAUUUACAGGCCAUAUGCUGGCAUAAGGAAAGGAUUUCUUGAGAAAUACCUGGCCCAAUCCAUCAAAGUCUGAAUAAGAGAGAAAGAGAAAACAAGUAGUAAGAGCAGCAAAAUGGUGCAGUCACCAUGAUGAAGUCACCUUAGAAUAGGAAUGACAAUGACUUCUGCCAUCAAGACAGCUAGAGUCCUGCUCUCAGGUUCCUGGGGAAAUGAUUGAACUAAACGAGUGUGGACUUUAUAGUUACUGGGUUGCUUUCUUAUCUUCCUUACUUUCUUAUGUAUUGACAUAAAUAAACUCACAUUAACUGA
Messenger RNA from Marmota monax (woodchuck), 8803 nucleotides. It is a transcript of the gene Pld5, whose product is annotated as phospholipase D family member 5. Lineage: Eukaryota; Metazoa; Chordata; Mammalia; Rodentia; Sciuridae. Bases 725 to 2059 code for a protein of 444 amino acids. The transcript has 10 exons. The record is from RefSeq and is a predicted model, not a curated record. Gene Ontology annotation, molecular function: catalytic activity.